UUUCCUAAUUUGUGAGAAAUACUACCCUAAUGAAUAGAUGGAUGUGACUGAGUGAAUGAAAAGCCUUGAGGUAACCAAGUCUGAUUGUUUUCCUUUCACUUAAAAAAUAGUUUCUUGACCUAUGUAAUGGAGUUUUGUUUUUAUUCUUGUUGAUAUGAGAUGGGUGUUGGCUGCCAGCUUUUCUUUAUCGUUUGUAAAUCCAUUAAGAAAACUGAGCAUACUGUAAAAGCUCCCAUAUGCACGCUAAUGUUUUAUUCCUUUUGGAAGGCAAGCUUACUUCAUGUUGUAAAACAAAAGAUUUUGAAUUUUCAAUUUAGGACAUAUGUUUUUGAUAGGCUUAUUGGCAGGUUUCAAUUUUUAUAACUCACUGGAACGCAAUAGAAAAGGCUAGUAGGGCAGCGUUUUAUGGGUAUUUUAUCUGUUUUGGGGGGCAGGAUAGUGAGGACAUUUGGAUUUUUUUUCAAAUUGUUACAGAGAAAAAAACUGGACCACCAAAUGACUCCCUGGAUGAACACAGCCAUCACAAUUGUCAGUUUUUCCCUUAUUCUGUAUGGACCUACCUGAUUGUAAGAUUCAAAAUUGGAGGAAGUGGGACUGCUGGAUUUUCACCUUGCAGCUCAAGAGUCAGUAGACUCCCAGAUGAAGUUCAGGAAAAAGAGCCUUUUGAAGGAUGAGCCUGCAAUUCUGGAACAGUCAAGUAACCAGCCUCUCCUCUUGCAGAAGCACAGCAGUCUACUGAGUCACCUGAAGUAGACUCUGAACCCAAAAAGAUUCUCACACAUGUAGAAAGGUCAGGAGUGAUUCCUGAGUUGCCAAUGUGCAGUAGAACAAUGAUUCCUAUCACUGAAUUCCGCCAAUUCUCUGAACAGCAGCCAGCCUUCCGUGUUUUGAAGCCAUGGUGGGAUGUAUUUACAGACUAUCUUUCUGUUGCCAUGUUGAUGGUUGGUGUGUUUGGUUGCACAUUACAGGUGAUGCAGGAUAAGAUCAUAUGCCUUCCCAAAAGAGUCCAGCCUUCUCCGAAUAUAUCUCACCUUAAUAUAUCAGAUAUGGAUUCCAGUGCAGCUCAGUUCCUUCCACCCAAGCCAUCCACACCUCCUGCCACUGUUGAAAUGAAGGGCUUAAAGACUGACUUAGAUCUCCAGCAGUACAGCUUUAUAAAUCAAAUGUGCUACGAGCGUGCUUUGCAUUGGUAUGCAAAGUACUUUCCAUACCUUGUCCUUAUACACACAUUGAUCUUCAUGCUAUGUAGCAACUUUUGGUUCAAGUUCCCAGGGUCCAGCUCAAAAAUUGAACAUUUCAUUUCCAUUCUGGGGAAAUGUUUUGACUCUCCUUGGACCACAAGGGCUUUGUCAGAGGUUUCUGGAGAAGACUCUGAGGAGAAAGACAACAGGAAGAACAACAUCAGCCGGUCAAACACGGUCCAGCCUAGCACAGAAGGCAAUUUGGUCAAGACGCAGUCCUUAAAAUCCAUACCUGAAAAAUUCAUUGUGGAUAAAGGAACUCCAGGGGCGUUGGAUAAAAAAGAAGGAGAACAAGCUAAAGCAUUAUUUGAGAAAGUGAAGAAAUUCCGUCUCCAUGUUGAGGAAGGUGACCUACUAUAUGCUAUGUAUGUUCGCCAAACAGUGCUGAAAGUAAUCAAGUUUCUUAUUAUUAUUGCAUAUAACAGUGCGCUUGUUUCAAAAGUUCAGUUUACAGUAGAUUGCAAUGUUGACAUUCAAGACAUGACAGGAUAUAAGCACUUUUCUUGCAAUCAUACAAUGGCACAUCUUUUUUCUAAACUCUCAUUCUGCUACUUAUGCUUUGUAAGUAUUUAUGGACUGACUUGCCUUUACACUUUGUACUGGCUGUUUUACCGCUCUCUGAAAGAAUAUUCAUUUGAGUACGUCCGGCAAGAGACUGGAAUUGAUGAUAUCCCAGAUGUCAGGAAUGACUUUGCUUUUAUGCUCCACAUGAUAGACCAGUAUGAUCCUCUUUACUCGAAAAGAUUUGCUGUAUUUCUUUCAGAGGUCAGUGAAAACAAACUGAAGCAGCUGAAUUUAAACAAUGAGUGGACUGCCGAUAAACUCAGGCAAAGAUUGCAAACGAAUGCCCAUAACCGUUUGGAACUGCAACUGUUUAUGCUGUCUGGACUUCCUGAUACAGUCUUCGAAAUUACAGAGCUUCAAUCCUUGAAACUUGAAAUUAUUAAUAAUGUCAUGAUACCAGCUACCAUUGUGCAACUCAUCAAUCUCCAAGAGCUCUCCCUAUACCAGUGUUCUGCAAAGAUUCAUAGUGCAGCCUUGGCAUUUCUAAAAGAAAACCUGAAAGUCUUGAAUGUCAAGUUUGAUGACUUCAGAGAACUUCCACCUUGGAUGUACGGGCUCAGAAAUUUAGAAGAAUUGAGCUUAAUUGGUUCUUUAUGCCACGACAUUUCUAAAAAUAUAACUUUGGAGUCUUUUCGAGAGCUGAAGAACCUUAAAGUCCUGCAGAUUAAAAGCAACCUGUCCAAAGUCCCACAGUCUGUAGUUGAUGUUUCAAGUCACCUUCAAAAAAUGUGCAUUCAUAAUGAUGGCACUAAACUAGUAAUGCUCAACAACCUGAAAAAAAUGGUCAACUUGACAGAAUUAGAGUUGGUGCACUGUGAUCUGGAGCGCAUUCCUCAUGCUGUUUUCAGCCUUAACGCUCUUGAGGAGCUGGAUCUCAAGGAAAACAAUCUGAAAUCUAUAGAGGAAAUUGUUAGCUUUCAACACCUUAGAAAACUUACAAUCCUAAAGUUAUGGCACAACAGUAUAACCUAUAUCCCUGAGCACAUAAAGAAGCUCACCAGUCUAGAACGGCUUUCUUUUAGUCACAACAAGAUAGAGGUUCUCCCAUCCCACCUUUUCCUGUGCAACAAAAUUAGGUAUUUAGAUUUAUCUAACAAUGACAUACGAUUCAUCCCCCCUGAAAUUGGGGUUCUACAAAGUUUACAGUAUUUUUCCAUUUCUUGGAACAAAAUAGAGAGUGUGCCAGAUGAGCUGUACUUUUGCAAAAAAAUCAAGACACUGAAGAUUGGGAAAAAUAACUUGUCUAUUCUUUCACCUAAAAUUGGAAAUCUAGUGUCGCUAUCCUACUUGGACAUUAAAGGAAAUCACCUGGAGUUUCUUCCCCAUGAACUUGGUGACUGCAGAGCUCUUAAAAAGGGUGGACUUGUGGUUGAAGACACCUUAUUUGAAACUCUACCUUUGGAUGUUAGAGAACAGAUGAAGGCUGAAUAAUAUUCUCAGUACUCAGUACAAACUUUCUGCCAAAUGCCUUGUACAUAACUAAUAUGCCUUCAAGUCUUUAUCUUAUUUUGAUGUAUUUUGACAUUUUAUAUAUGGAUCAUUUUGGAAUAUAUGUAUGACAUGUAAAUGUUUAUAUUUAUAUAAGCUUUCUUUUUCUACCCCACCCACUUCCAUGUUUACAAUUUUAUUUUUUAAUUUUGGCCUCGUAUGUCUCUACUUUUUACUCUGCUUUGUUGAGAUCAAAUUGCUGACAUCUGCCUUAAAAAAUGCCCUAGCUCAAACGAAGAUAAUCAUCUUUAAAAAAUAAAUAAUUUAGGUAACAUAUUUAAGUAGAAUAAUUUAUGGUUGCUGUAGCAACUGGAAUUCUUUCUAUUCUGCUUUUCAAAAAUCACCUAAAUGCUUUAAAACUGAAAAAAAGUGUUCUUUAUCUUGUUUAUUUCCUAGUGUCAGGUAAUUGUGGCUUCUGCAAGUCAGAUUGCCCUGUCCUUGGGAUUUCUUUAUAGCAAAACAGCAAAGUAACCGAUCAUUGAUAAAAGAUACUUCUUCGCUGAUGACUGUUCUGUGCUCAUCAAACCUAUGCUGCUAUUGCUGGCAAUAGAACCUGUUCUUUAAAAGACUGAAUUAAAAUCGCACUUUAGCUAGGA
Pantherophis guttatus is the source of this 3889-nucleotide messenger RNA. The record is from RefSeq and is a predicted model, not a curated record. Lineage: Eukaryota; Metazoa; Chordata; Lepidosauria; Squamata; Colubridae.